AUGGCAACCCGCUCCCGGCCGCCCUCUCGAACCCGCUCCCCUAUUGAUCAAGGGGACCUGGGACCCUUCCUUCCGUCAGCCGCCCCUGUCGAGCUUGGGGAAGUAUCCCUCGAGCGCGUCACACGCCUCCUCCUUGGCCUCCUCGGCCAAGUCGAACGCCUCGAACAAGAAGUUGGGGAAAUCAAGGAAGCAGGGAUUGAGACCCGCACCAACGUCAAAAAUAUAUCCCAAGCCGUCGAUGUUGUCAAGGAUGGGCUUAGAAGCCUCCAAACCCACGGGCCAAGGACCCCAGAAGAUACCAAGCCCCCGGCCGUGGAAGCAACGCCACGCCCCCUAUCAAAAGUCGACCCUAUUGGAUCGACUAGUCGGGUCUCAUUCUGGCCCAAACCAUCUAAGGGGUUGCCCGCCUUUGCCCAACCCACUCCUGUACGAGCAGUGCCCCCGCAAGUCCCAUCUCCCCCUCCAUCUCCGCGUCUCCGAUCCCCAAUCGGAGCACCUGCCCCUCUCCCUCCGGCUCCAGCAGCCCACUAUCCCGCUCCGGUCAAGGUUGACCACCCCGACGCCUACACAGGCAAAAUAGGGAGUGAGGCAAAACAAUGGCUGACCUGGAUGCUGGCCUGGACCCGCCUCAACUCGCAGAUGUUCCCAACUGAUCAGGAGGUCCUAUCCUUCCUCCUGAUGAACAUGAAGGAUUCCGCCGGGGCCUGGGCCCACCCACACCUCGACCAGCUUGGAUCACACCGAGCCAUUAUUCAAACAGUCGAGGGGUUCAAGUCGGAGUUCUUGGCAGCAUUUGGCGACCCUGAUGCCACAAGGGCCGCCAAGCGGAAAAUUACCACCCUCACUCAGUCCGGCACAUGCGCGGACUAUAUCACAAAGUUCAGGACCUUAGCAAUGGAACUGGACUGGAACGACGCGGCCCUUCGAGGCCAGUUUGCCCAAGGCCUCCAUUGGGAGGUCAGCCGCCAAAUUGCGACCCGUGAACACCGCCCCCGCACCCUCUUAGAGCUGCAAAAUGCAGCACUUGUCAUUGAUAACGCCCUCCGUGAGGAGCGUGCUAGCCAUCCGCCAAAGGAUAGUAAGUCUAGCAGACCAUCUAACCCCGCAAGGGGGACGAGUACCGGCCAGUCAAGCACCGGUUCUAAGAAGCUCUCCGACAAUCCAAACUUUGUGUCGGAAGAAGAACGAAAUCGCCGCCGCGCCGCUGGCGCUUGUAUCAAGUGCGGAAAAAUGGGUCACAAGUUUGCGGAAUGCCGCACGGGUUGGAAAGCCACCCCUAUCAAGGAUAAGGGGAAUGCUAAGGAAGCCGCCAAGAUUGGCGAAGACUCUGAGUACCAAUCGGGAAAAGAUCACAAUAGAAUCUCCCCCCUAUUCACAAUUUCCAUCAAACCAGAGAAACAAGCGGAACACUUAGAAGUCCUGAUUGAUUCAGGCGCCACUUCCUCCUUCAUGCAUCCCCGUACCGCGGAAUCACUCCGCCUCCCACUCAUAGACCUCCCUUCACCUUGUACUGUUACCAUGCUCGAUGGGUCGAGCCCCCAGGCUGGCAAAAUCUGGAAAAAGGCUAACCUAACCUUUUCCUUUGAUGACAAACGUAUAACUGAGACCUUCCUCAUCUGCAACACAGGAUCUCACGCUGCCAUCUUAGGAUUGAAAUGGUUGGACGCCCACAAUCCGGAGAUUGAUUGGAAUCAACGGACCCUAUCCUUUCCCCAUGCGCCUCCAGAACAUGUGGCCAUUGCUGAGGAGGAAGAAGCUGACCAAAACCCCCUUGAUGGAGUACCCUCCAAGUACCACCAAUACGCCAAGGUAUUUGGAGAGGAGGAAUUCAACAAGCUUCCGCCCCAUUGGCAUUACGACAUUGGGAUCGAACUGACGGAAGAAGGCCCCUUGAACUCUCCAUUAUACAGCAUGACUGACGCCGAAUCCGCUACGCUCAAGGAUUGGCUCAGGGAUGAGCUCAAGGCUGGGAAGAUUCGUCCCAGCAAAUCCUCAAUCAGUUCCCCUGUCAUGUUUGUCCCUAAAAAGGAUGGCUCCCGCCGAUUGGUCGUUGAUUACCGCCGUCUCAACAACCGGACCAAAAAGAACGUUUACCCACUCCCUCGUCCCAAUGACUUGAUGGCCCAGCUCCGUGGUGCCAAGGUUUUCACUAAAUUGGACUUGCGAUGGGGAUACAACAAUGUCCGUGUUAAAGAAGGUGACGAAUGGAAAACCGCGUUCCGAACCAAGUACGGCCUCUAUGAAUCCCUGGUCAUGACCUUUGGCCUGACAAAUGCCCCUGCCGCUUUCCAGCACUUUAUGAAUGAACUAUUCAAAGACUUACUGGACGUAUGCGUCAUCAUCUACCUUGAUGACAUCCUAAUUUACUCUAAGGAUGACGCAUCCCACACAAAGCAUGUUCAUGAAGUCCUAAAGCGGUUAAUGGAUAACCAGUUAUUCUGCAAGGCAUCAAAGUGCACCUUCCAUGUCACCGCUGUUGAAUACCUAGGGAUUAUGGUCUCCGAUAAGGGUUUCAGUCUGGAUAAGCUCAAAAUACAGGCAGUACAAGAAUGGCCGGUACCCACUAAGGUCAAAGAAGUCCAAUCAUUUCUGGGAUUUGCCAAUUUCCUCCGCCGCUUUGUCGCCAACUUUAGUCAUAUUGCUAGGCCGCUACACAACCUAGUCAAAAAGGACACUCCUUGGAAAUGGGACAUCAAGGAACAAGAGGCCUUCCAGGGAUUAAAAGACGCUAUUACCAACGCACCCGUACUAUGUCAUGCAGACCCGUCCAAGCCCUAUUUCCUGGAAACAGACGCCUCAGGGGCAGCACUAGGUUCCAUACUCAGCCAACGUCAGGAAGACGGCCGUCUCCAUCCGCUAGGUUUCCUAUCUGAGUCAUUCAAGGGGGCAGAGCAGAACUACGACACCCAUGACAAGGAACUCUUAGCUAUCAUCCGCUCCUUUGAGUACUGGCGCAUUUUCCUGGAAGGAACCGCCCACCCUGUCACCGUAUUCACGGACCACCGAAACCUGGAGUACUGGAAGAAGUCCCAAACAUUCAACCGUCGCCACGCUCGAUGGCACCUACUAUUGGCAGGGUAUAACUUCCAAAUCGUUUACCGCCCAGGAAAGCAGUCCGGAAAACCUGAUGCCCUCUCACGACGUGCUGAUCAUGCCGACAUUCCACCCGCCGCCCAGACCAUGCUCCCUGACCCAGUAUUUGCCAACAUGGCCCUGGUAACUCCCGAAAAAGAACUACAACGCCAGAUUGAAGCUGCAUUGGACCAAGAUGAGUCCCUGGAGGAGAUACUACAAUUCCUCCAAAAUGAGUCCAAGGCCCCACCAUCAAUUAAACGCGCCUUCAGGGAUUACAAUAUGGAAGCAGGCUUACUAUUUUACCAAGGGAGAAUUGUGGUACCAGACAUCGGAACAUUGAGAACGGACCUACUUUGCAUAUUCCACGACAGCCCUCUGGCUGGUCACCUGGGCAGGCAACGGACCCUAGAACUGGUAUCCAGGAACUACUACUGGCCUGGCAUCCGGGCUGACACAUACUGGCACGUUGAUUCUUGCAAAACAUGCCAAUGGAUCCGGAAACCCAAGUACGCAUCCAUCCCACCUCAACCUCUGGAACUCCCAUCAUGCCCGUGGCAACAUGUGUCAUAUGACAUGAUAGUAGACCUGCCCAAAGACGGAAAUAGUGACUCCAUCCUGGUCAUUGUGGAUAGCUUUACCAAAUAUGUAAUCCUGGUAGAGUGUUCCAAGAAACUCAAAGCACCGGAGUUAGCAGAUCUAUUCCUGCGCCAUGUAUGGAAACGCUAUGGUAUGCCUGAAAAGACAGUAUCGGACCGCGGACGGGUCUUCAAUAACAAAUUCCUGAAGGCCCUGUACCAACGCCUGGGAAUAGACCCCCAUUUCUCCUCAGCCUAUCACCCUCAAAGUGACGGGCAGACAGAACGUGUAAAUCCCACGGUUGAACACUUCUUACGGGCCUACUCAGGGAUAAACCAGAGGGACUGGGUCAAAUGGUUACCAAUGGCGGAAUUUGCCUACAACAACGCGGUACAUAGCUCAACAGGCAAAUCCCCUUUUAAGGCACUAUACAGAUGGGAACCUUCCUUGACUCCGAGUAACGUUCCAACAGACGUCCCUGAGGCAGAUGAUCUAGCAGCCCAGAUGGAAUCACAAUGGCAAGAAAUAGAGGCGGCACUCCGGCAAUCAAAGACACGCAUGGUAGCCGGAGAAGUAGGAGAACCACUCAAGUUCGAAAUCGGAGAAGAAGCCUGGCUAGACGCCAAAAAUGUGAAGCUAAAGACCCUGAGUCCAAAGCUAACUGAACAACGCCUAGGCCCCUUCAAAGUAAUCGAGAGAAUCUCCGACAGAGCGUACCGCCUAGAACUCCCACCAACAAUGAGAAUCCACAAUGUCUUCUACGUGGGUCUCCUGUCAAAGGUCAAGAGGGACAAAAAGCGCAGCUUUGAGAACCGGCCUCCACCCGUCACCGUGGAUGGAGAGGAAGAAUAUGAGGUUGAAGGGAUCACAGACAUGGAAGAAAGGAACGGGAAGUGGUUUUUUAGGGUAAAAUGGAAAGGCUACGGAUCAGAGGAGAAUACCUGGGAACCAAGGGAAAACCUCAAAAACGCCGAAAAAAUCCUAGAAAAAUUUGAAAAGGAAAUGAAAAAGAAGGCCCUCGGCGCUGCCAAGGCCCUUAGAGGGGGGGCAGUGUCGUAG
Rhizoctonia solani is the source of this 4710-nucleotide messenger RNA. RefSeq names its product Retrotransposable element Tf2 protein. NCBI's taxonomy places the organism in Eukaryota, Fungi, Basidiomycota, Agaricomycetes, Cantharellales, Ceratobasidiaceae. Gene Ontology annotation, molecular function: zinc ion binding; nucleic acid binding. The coding region runs from base 1 to 4710 and encodes 1569 amino acids. The record is from RefSeq and is a predicted model, not a curated record. Gene Ontology annotation, biological process: DNA integration. The transcript has 2 exons.